CUUGUGUCUUGAUGGCUUGCCCAUAAUCGCCAGUUUCGCCUUGAAAACAUGGCGCUACUGCAGCUAUCCGCCGAGCCUCAUUUCUUAAACGUGGAGAAGCUACCACGGGCAACAAACAGCCAGCUCAAAGCAACCUCUCAGCUUCCUCAAAUUCAACCUUUACAAUAAAUCGCAAAUCAUUGAAUUUAUUGAUUAAGAAUUUAAAUUUACAAUGUCCUCCGAUCUUGACAAACAGCCAAUCUCUUCCAAACACCUCACGAAGGCAGAGCGCAUCAAACAACUCAAUGAAAUUGACCAGAGCAUCACAAAACUUCUUGAAUCUGCCAGCCUGGCAAUCAAGUCUCUAACGUCCAUCAAUUCACCGUCCGAAACGUCUGCCAGCCGCCGAGAAACAUUUACGGCCGCAACAGACACAUAUCUCAAAGACCUACAUUCUGUCGACGUUCGCCUCAAGCGCCAAAUCAAGGGGCUUGAUGACGCCGGUGUAAUAAAAGCGGAACCCGAGACUGAAGAGGAAGGCGACAAGGGAAAGCAAGCGCCGGAAACCAAGAAUGGCGCGAUAGAUGUUGGAUGGCUUAAUACUCGGGGCAAUAAGGUCGGCAGGGACAUGGAGGCAGAGCUUUGGGAGAAGGCACGGAAUUUUUUGGACGGUUUAGAAGCCAAAAAGUCUGGUGGUUCUCUGCCCGGUCAGGAUGGAAGGGGAACGGAAGGCCGUGGGGAAUCCAAUGGCGAUGCUAUGGACACUUCAUGAUUAUGGAAAGGACACCAUAUAAUUUGUUAUCUGGAUACAAAUAAGAUCUUAUAUACGCCAACAAAAAUCAGACUCGUGCAAGCAGAUACCCUGGUAUUCGAGGUUUAAUUUCUGCUCUCAUCAUAAUAGCCACCUCAUAAGAAGGCGGCGAGAAGCAAGGCGCAGCUAUGCAUUCCUGUAUGGCAUAGAGGGGA
Molecule: messenger RNA, 945 nt
Organism: Pseudogymnoascus destructans
Lineage: Eukaryota; Fungi; Ascomycota; Leotiomycetes; Thelebolales; Thelebolaceae
Exons: 2
Coding region: 212-751 (179 amino acids)
Biological process (GO): regulation of transcription by RNA polymerase II
Cellular component (GO): mediator complex
Molecular function (GO): transcription coregulator activity
Source: RefSeq, a predicted model, not a curated record